Lepus europaeus (European hare) is the source of this 2591-nucleotide messenger RNA. RefSeq names its product C-C chemokine receptor type 2-like. The coding region runs from base 170 to 1282 and encodes 370 amino acids. Gene Ontology annotation, cellular component: cytoplasm; membrane. NCBI's taxonomy places the organism in Eukaryota, Metazoa, Chordata, Mammalia, Lagomorpha, Leporidae. Gene Ontology annotation, biological process: blood vessel remodeling; positive regulation of monocyte chemotaxis; inflammatory response. The record is from RefSeq and is a predicted model, not a curated record. The transcript is spliced from 2 exons. Gene Ontology annotation, molecular function: C-C chemokine receptor activity.
UACCAUUGCUUGCCCUUGUAUCCCCGCCUUCUCUUUGUGGAGGAAACUUUAUUUCCUACUUCUGCACACCAAACCCCUACCUCCAGAUCUGCCUGAUUCGGUUGCUGAGAAGCCUGACACGCCCGUGUCGCUUGGGAGAAGCCAUCCACCGAACAGGGGGCUGGCGGGCAUGCACCCGGCUCCCCAGCUCACCCCCAACAUGCUGUCCACAUCUCACUCCCUGCUGACGAGAAGCGUCCUCAGCAGCCCCGAGGAAGCCACCACCGUGUACGACUACGACUACAGCGAGCCCUGUCACAAGCCCGACGUGAAGCGGAUCGCAGCCCAGCUCCUGCCCCCGCUGUACUCGCUCGUGUUCGUCUGCGGCUUCGUGGGCAACCUGCUGGUCGUCCUCAUCCUGGUCAACUGCAAGAGGCUGAAGAGCAUGACUGACAUCUACCUGCUCAACCUGGCCAUCUCCGACCUGCUCUUCCUGCUCACCCUCCCGCUGUGGGCUCACUACGCCACCGCCGAGUGGGUCUUCGGAGGUGCCAUGUGCAAGGUGUCCACGGGGAUGUAUCACUUGGGCUAUUUCGGUGGAAUCUUCUUCAUCAUCCUCCUGACCAUCGACAGGUACCUGGCUAUCGUCCACGCCGUGUUUGCUUUAAAAGCCAGGACGGUCACCUUUGGGGUGGUGACAAGUGUGAUCACCUGGGUGGCGGCCAUGUUUGCCUCGGCCCCGGGAAUCAUGUUUACCAGGUUCCAAGAAGAAGAUUCUCGUUACACCUGUGGCCCCAAUUUUCCACUCGGCUGGAAGAAUUUCCACACCAUAAUGAGGAACAUUUUGAGCCUGGUCCUGCCCCUGCUGGUCAUGGCCGUGUGCUACUCGGGGAUCCUGAAAACCCUGCUGCGGUGUCGGAAUGAGAAGAAGAGGCACAGGGCCGUGCGGCUCAUCUUCGCCAUCAUGGUGGUUUACUUCCUCUUCUGGGCGCCCUACAACAUCGUCCUCCUCCUGAACACCUUCCAGGAGUUCUUCGGCCUGAGUAACUGUGAAAGCAGCGGUCAGCUGGACCGAGCCAUGCAGGUGACGGAGACGCUGGGCAUGACGCACUGUUGCAUCAACCCUGUGGUCUACGCCUUCGUCGGGGAGAAGUUCCGGAGCUACCUCUCCGCAUUUUUCCGGAAGCACGUCGCCAAACGUCUCUGCAAACAAUGCCCGGUUUUCUACAGGGAGGCAGCAGAUCGAGUGAGUUCAACGUACACUCACUCCACUGGGGACCAGGAAAUCUCUGCUGGUCUGUAGGGAGAACAGCUAUCAGCUUGCGCUGCUCAAGGAAGGUAGCCAUCUGUACAUAGUGACAAGCCUCGAGGGCUUGUUGAAGAAUACAGACCUGUAGAUUAGGUACGCAGGAACCUCAGGGCUAUGUGCACCAAGACAGACUCGUGUCACUCCCUGUGCAUCCAGCAUGUGCUCAAAGAAUAGUCUAGAACGACUGUGGGCGGAGACACUGACUCUCCAGCAAGUUCAUCUCGGUUCCUGCAAGAUGCACCCUUGCCUAGUGUUCAUGCCCCCUUUCCAGUCUACGCCGUUUCUUCCCUCACUCUCUGAUUCUACCAAUCUUUUAUAACCACCACAAGAACAGGAGGAAAAUCAGGGUGGGGGCUCUGGGACGUGUCCUCAGGGCAGAGGCGGAGCCUGAAGACAAAGGUGACAGAGUCCCCUGCUUUGGAAAUCGCACACCCAGCCUGUGACUCUCGGUGUCUAAAUGACCAGGCAGAGUGGGGCUCAGCGAGGAAAAUUCUAGAUGAGUUGGAAAAAUUUUUUUCCAAUAACGUACCUCCCAGCACCUCACUUUUGGAUGAAAGCAUGGAACUCAGACACUCAUAAAAAGUUAAAAUUAAAGCAGGAAACUGCAACUUGCAAGGAUGGUGACGUAUUGCUUUAAGAUGUUACUGUCACAGCUGGCUGGAAAUACCGUACUAGACAGGGAGUCAGUUCCGGCUUCGAGCUUCCAAGUUCGGAGCAGUAUGUUUAAUAGACUGAUGAGUCAUCACAAAUACAAGAGUACUUCUAAGGUUCAUGGAAAAUGAAAUUGAAAGUUUAGGGGCAGGUGUUUGGAGCAGUGAUGAACAUACCUCUUAGACACCCAUUUCCCAAUCAGCGUGCCUGGGUUCAAGUCCCAGAUCUGCCUCUGACUCCAGUUUCCUGCUAAUGCAGACCUCGGGAGGCAGCAGAUGAUGGUGCAAGUGCUUUCUUACAGCCACAGAGCCAGGACUUAAUCAGCCUUUCGUGUUCGGGUGCUUUGCGAGCGUCGUUGUGCACAGAUCGAGCCCAUUCAGCCGGCGGGGAAUUCUAAAUCAAGUCAGCUCCUAGUCACUUAGGUUAAGGCCUAUUUGUAAAGAGGGAAGUUGGAGACCCUCACUCAAGAACACAAAGGCUUUGCUCUUAUUGAGGCCAGCGAAGAAGUUUCCUGCAAGCUACCCAGCGCAUUUCCGACCCAAGCAGCGAACACCCGGCUCCUGGCCGCCAGUGGCUCAGGAACUUGAAAUCAGACAAAAGGGCGGGCAGGGGGUGGGUCCACCCUCAGAUGUUUGUAUUAUCCUGAUGAACG